Messenger RNA from Caenorhabditis auriculariae, 6164 nucleotides. Lineage: Eukaryota; Metazoa; Nematoda; Chromadorea; Rhabditida; Rhabditidae. The record is from the annotation of a GenBank genome assembly.
AUGUUUCUUGAUGCACUUGGCGACGAAAAUUCGGAUGCUCAGCGAUCGCUCAUCGCCUCGCCUGCCAUUCAUUCAUUAUUCAGAAGAGCGCUAGUUCAACGCAAAACGGCGGGGAGCUACGCGGCCAAUGAAUAAGCGGCCCAAACUCUGGUCCUUUGACACGGUGUCGUUUCGUGGAUAUAUCCGUCGCACACGUAUCGCACGACUUAGUUGGACUCGUUCCAGAACAUGCCUUUCGGAUCUCCGCUUAACUUCGUUGCCAGUUUUUCUCUCCAACUCAUCUUUUUUUCUGAUCUUCACCUUUUUGAAUUUUUCCUCAAUGAAAGACAGUCAUACUUUUUCAAUUUCUCACGAGAGCGCGUGCCGGGUUGAAGAAUACAUUUAUUUAUUUGAAUUUAGUUAUACUCCAUGCAAAAUAGCUCCAAAAAGGCUUAGAAAUUUUUUCACUUCAAUCAAGAGAUAUCUUUUUUUCAUCUCAUUUUUUUUUACAACCAUGAUAUGCCAAAAAAUGUAACAAUUUCUUAUCAUGGUUCACACGAAACCCGUGCGGUUUUACUACGCCUCACAUUUCCAGUCACAUAUCAGACUUGAAAAAUUGUAUGUAGAGUGAACCUGACAUACUGAUAGCGUUUUCGAUUUUCUUCUUAUCUCACUUUUUCUUCCCUAAGCGAACCACUCAGACCGUUGUUAUCCUGCUUGGCUCGAGAAAAAAUGGUUUAUUUUUUGCUGUUUUUUUUUCAUCUUAAAAUUAGUUACAUCUUUUUCGUGACCAGAUCAUGUUAAAUUAUUUUCCUGGUGUUGUUUGCGUAUAUUUGCGGAUUAUUUUCAAACAAAACUUCACAUGAUUUUCACUACCAGAAAGAAGAAAUUUUAUGACGCCAUAAAACGGAAAAUAUCCCGCGGGUUGAGAAAAAUCGCAAUUUUGUCAAAUAUUAUUUUUACGUUUCAUUCCUGUAAUGUGAAACUCUCGAAAACUUUCAAGUCUUGGUUUUAUGUAGUUGUAUGUAGUUUCAAAAACUAAUAGAAAAAUAGCUGAUUCUUGCUCUUUCUCUGGAGUUCAAAACCUUACUUAAGCUUAAAAUUGUCUGAAAAAUUUAAUAUUUUUGAGCGUUCAAACCGAGAUAACUUGGAUUAAACUGACAAAGGUUUGAACCUAUAGUGUUUUUGCGACUUCGAAUAUUUUGAAUCUUUUAUCGCAUAAGUUUAAAUCAUACAAUUGACUCGAAAAGUUGCUCCGUACUCACAUAAUGACAGAUACCGACCAUAAAAGUUCAUGUGCUCUGUUUCAGGAUAGUCCGGCGCUGGCGUGUCCGGCUCCUCUUCUCGCACAAGCGCCAACGCGCGCGUCCGAUUGGCCAGCACUGGCCGCUCAGCCUUCUUCUUUAACUGGGUAAGACAAUAAUCUUGAAAUUUUGAACUUAUAAUUUCCUAAUUGUUGUUUUGAAAAUAGAUCAAGUUUUUUUGUCACUUAAAAUUUGAAGGAAAUCAACUGGCUGAUUGGAAUUUCACGUUUGAUUGAAAAUAAUCUAGUUUGAUGUUCAAAUUGCGUACAUAUGCAACUUUUUUUCACUCACUAAGACAGUUAAAAAAAACUUGAAAAAAAUGAGAAAUGAUUCGGAACACAUCUUUUUUGAUCAAACUGUUUCGAUAUGUUGCGUUUUUUUGUUUUUAGGUAUAAGGUCUUAAAACCGCGAAAACUCUUCUUUUCUUCAGAGAAAUGAAUAAUUCAAAAUUUCGAUAGUUUAUAAAAAGAUCGACGCCAAAAAAAAUUUUUUGCUUUAAAUUUAUCAUGUUGAAGAGCAUUUCAUCUGGAUCAGAAUUUCCUCAAAAUUUUUGAAGUGUCUUUUGGAUGAAAAAAAUGUUAAAAAUGAAAAUCAUCACUUUUUCUUGUCAGCGUAAAAUAUCUUGAUAAAGCUCAUCUGAGCUUACUUCGGAUCGGAAAUCAAAAAGCUUAGGAAAGGAAUCAUGAUUCAAUGGCGCGUGGACUUAGUUACAAGCAGCUCAAAUUAUUUUCCAGUGAGUCGCAUUUGUUCAGAUAUAGAGAUUUUCUAUUUUGUUUUGCGAUCCGAAAGCCACGAGCUUGAGAUUUCGCUCAUCGAAGCACUCAUGGCGCUCACGUGACAGCUCACUGGCGGCGACGCGCAUACGCCCGCCACGCCCUGCCUACGGAUUUUUCAGUGCAUGUUGCAGGCCGUCCGGCCUUGUCUCAGCAGGACCAUCGGCUUUUUCCGUCGUCCCGCCGGCGACGCUUCCUGCCGGCCUGCCGCUCUACAACUCGUUGAUGUGCUUGCCGUCGCUGCUCGAACGCUUCUCGACGCCCAACGUUCUGCGUUCUCACAUGAGCGCGACGUCGUUCAAGCCCAUCCCGAACAAUGAGAAGUGAGCUUUCUACAAAACUUUUCAAAGAAGAUGAUAUGGAAUAGAACCCCUCUAUUUUCUUUAAUCCCAUGAAGGCUAUCUAUGCGAAGUUGCAAUUUUGGAAAUGUGACUUUUUAAACUACCCGGUUUUAUUCUGCAUUUCGCUCAGAAACCUCUAGGGUGUGAAAACUGAGUUGCCUUUGAAAAAUUCAUAGAAUUUGACUUUGCAUUUGGGAGUUUUCUAAAAACUGGUCGAGAUUAUACGGAAAUCGGAAAUCAAAACUGAAUAGAUUAUUUUCACGGGUUUUCUUGUUUCCUUUUUUCCGUGGGAAUGUAUCUCAUGAGGUCUCACGCUAUGCAAGUUGAGAUUACUCAAACCUUCAUAGAAAUUGUGAUAAGUUUUUAGAAGAUUUCUAAAAUAAGAGAGACUACAAUACGUGUAUUUUAAUGUUAAGCAAGAGUCUGAAAGUUUUUUUACAACAAUUUAUUGAAAAAAACUCACUCAGUGGAAUCAGAAAAAUUUUUUUCAAAUACCUUUCAGUCAUAGCAUGAAAAAAAGAUUCCUAGUUAAUCCUUUUCAGAACAUUUGCACAUUUUUUAACAAAAAGAAACGGAAUAAUCGAAACCAAUUUUUUUCGAUUAUUUUUUGUGUGAAAUGCCAUCAUCUCAAAAUAUUUUCUCAGAACUGAGAGAAAAAAUUUAAAAUUCAAGAUAAUAUUCAGCGGCGACGUCGUUGUUAUUUCACACCUGAACUUUAUUAGUCUUUCUAAAAUCAAUAAGAAGCUUCUAAAAAAACUAUACGAAGUGGAUUUAGGACUUCCACUGAUUUCUUCAAAAAAACUGGAAAAAGAACUACUGUGAUCUGAAAGAUACUGAAUUGCAGCUCUGCACAUAAAUUGCCAUAUCUUCCUUUAUUUGCUAGUUCUGAUAUCUGAAAUUUCUUUUCCAUUUUUUAUUUUGAUUUUUGCAAUUUCAGAGUGGAUUUGGCCCGAUUCCGAGUGAAAGAUCCAAACGAGUGGCUUGUGGAUGAUGUGGUCGCAUGGAUGCUGGAUAUUGCCAAAAGGCAUAACAUCCCAUUCGAAGAGAUGAAUAUGCAUAGGGUAGGCCUCCAAAUUACUCUUUUUUGCUUCGAAAUUUUUUUGCUAAUCUUAGCUCCGCAAAAUUCUGAUUAUUUCGUAAAACGAGCCAGUUUUUCUUGUUGCAGUUUGCAUCCUUGACCGGCCAGCAUAUGUUGGUGAUGUCUGAGAGAGAUUUCAUCGACCGAGAUCCCACAUUUGGCCCUCUGAUCUUCAACGAGUUCAGAAAAGCAAACAGCAACACUGGUUAGUUUUUUCUACCAUUUUAUCCAAAUGUUGAAAAAACUGUCCACUUUCUCUUUCAAAGUUUUUCCACGUCAUUGCUUGCGACCAAAGUUCUGAGCUGUUACCUGGACAACCAAACGGCUCGAUUAUAAAAGAACUUUCGUUUAUCUCUGCACUUUGGUCAUUGAGAGCUAAACAUUACGUGCAUAAUCUCGUCAAAUGUCGGAUUCUCAGUUAGACUUGGAUUUGGCGGCUGUUAGUAAACGCGGGAUUAGGAAAGAUUAUUAGAAUUAGUCUAGUAGCCAUUAAUAAAGUAGAAUUUUUUUUUCAGAGAAGUCAGUUUUAAGUUACACUUGGACUUUUGAUAGGUUUUUUGAAACACUAUUCGAUCGUAUAGAUGACAUUAAACCACAAUAGUUUAGUUCUGAAGAUAUCUUGCGGCAUAAAAACUCAACAUAAUGCUUUAGAAGACACUCUGAUUGAUGACUACAUGAAAAAUCACCCUUCGGACGAGGAGACGACCUCGCUGCCGACGACGUCCGUCGACAUCAAGCCUUUGCAGCCAUUGGUCACGCUCCCUCAAAGAGUGCCACCACAGCAUCCACACCAGCCGACCUGCAUUCCCCAGAACAUGCAGCAACAGCUCAACAAUCACCUGAGCUCGUUGACGCAGGUUCUGACGCAAGCUUCUUUCAAUCAAGGACUCCUGAACUCUCACAACGCCGUUCAAAGUCUCAAUCAGUCUUUAGCGUCCAGUCUUGCUGCUGGUCUGACCACUGGUUAGUUCGGAAACUACAGUUUCUUAAAUGAAAAAGCACAGGUUUAGGCCUGAGUCCGAUGAGCUUGGGACUUCUUCCGAAUGGUCUCAGCCCUUCUUCUCCAUUGCUUUCUUCUCAGCUUCAACAGCCAAAAAUUUCCCCGAUGCCGGCUGACAUGAUGAAGUACAACCCUGGCAGUGUUUCUACUGAUUACGACGGUUAGAUUGCAGAAAAGUGAUCAUUUUCAAUCAUUUUUUCCAGCCUGCGAAGACAGACAGAGUAUAGACAAAAUCAAAAAGAACAAAGACGGGAAGCCGCGCAAGAGGUCACAACAUACGAAAGGAAACAAGCUGUGGGAGUUUAUCCGCGAUGCGCUCAAAGAUCCAUCAACCUGCCCUUCCGUCGUACGGUAGCGUUUACCUGUAAGCAGCCAAAGUACACAUUUCAUGUUUUUGCAGAUGGGAAGACCCAAUUGAAGGCGUUUUCCGAAUCGUCGAGUCUGAGAAACUUGCUAGAUUAUGGGGAGAAAGAAAAAACAACACUAAGAUGACUUACGAAAAGCUCAGCAGAGCAAUGAGGUAAUAGCAGUUCUGGCAAUUUGCUUAGCUUUUCAUCUUGCUUCAUCGAUCUGUAACCCAUAACAAAUACGUGAUCCUACUUCUUCCUUCUAAACUAAAACUCACUCAGUCUCCUUAACACCACUCCUCGCAUGCUCUAAUCGUUUGUGCCGAAAGAAAUGCCAAUAUCAGAGCCGUCAAGUUCAGAAUUUUAGAAAAUUCUCCUUUUCUAGCGGAUAUUGACGUAUUUUUAUUAACAUGUGUGUUUGACGCUAACUUCUCUUUAUUCUGAAAACAAGAGCCAUACCUGAAUGAAAGAUCCAUGCAUUCUUACCUUGCAGGACCUACUACGAGAAGCAAAUACUUGUGCCGGUUCCAAAAACCGGUCUCUACCCUAAAAAGCUGGUUUACAAGUUUGGUCCUGGGGCUCAUGGCUGGGACAACGUCAAAGAAGAAAUGCGUUAAACGCGGUUGGUUUUUCUUUGAAUCGGCAACACCGAAAAUCAUGAAAAUGACAACUUUAUUAUUGGAAAUUGCAUGGAAAACUGCUCAGAAGCAUGACUCGGAUUCCCAUUACUUUCGCGAAAAACUUCGCGAUAACAAUGAAAUAAAGUAACCUUGCUUUUCAACCUGGGUAUCACGGUGACAAAAAAAAAGUUUCAAACUACAAGACGGGAUCGGAGAGUUGAAAAAAAAAAUACUUCUAAGUUUCUUCUGGGAACAACCAAAAAAAACCAGCCAAUCACUUUUCAGUUUAUUUUGCGUUUCAAAAUAGAAACAGAUCUUCUGAAAUUUAUUCAUAUUUUGACUAAAGAUGCCAAAAAGAUGUCGAAAAAUCUAUGCAAUUAAAGAGGGUAUUCUCAAAAAGAAGGAGCAUAACAAAAAAAUAAAUGACAUACAAUAAAAAAACUUUCAUCUCUGAAAGUUUCAAAUUAGCGAUUUUGUAUAAAUUUCUCAGACUGUGGUUUAGGAAAAUUUAUUGUGAAUCUGAGAAGUUUUCGAAACAAAUAGAGACAUCAAAAUGUUUACAGGUACUACUACAAUACGAAGAUCUUGCUACCGGUGUCUGGUCGUCGAUUAGUGUACAAAUUUGGGCCGUCGGCGCGAGGCUGGGCGUCGGACGAGACGCCUAUCUUCUACCCUUCCUCGUACAGCUCAGAAGAGUCGGACGACGAGCAGGAGACUUCUGA